Spodoptera littoralis (African cotton leafworm) is the source of this 375-nucleotide messenger RNA. Lineage: Eukaryota; Metazoa; Arthropoda; Insecta; Lepidoptera; Noctuidae. The record is from the annotation of a GenBank genome assembly.
AUGUAUGUAAGAUUGACUUUGUGGUUAUUUUUCUUUGUUUUUAGUGCUGAUGCACAGGACUAUGGACAUAUUCCGCCGUUAAGUUAUCGCCUCAACCCCGCACCAGAUGGCCACAGGUGCGGUGUAUGUCCCACGUAUUUCCAAAAGAUCUGCGCGUUCGACCCCAAAUCCAACUCGACGUAUAUAUUCGACAAUCACUGCAUAAUGGACUUGUACAACUGCAUGGAAUCCAGUGCAUUUUUCCCAAUGAAAUACGAAAAAUGUUUGUAUUUCGGUAACUUCGCUUACGUCCACGGAUACAAACACGAAGAUAUGGACUACGGCGAGGAUCAUCUUACAGUGUUACACUCAAAAAAGAACCCAGAUUUUAUAUGA